AUGGGCUUCGCAUUAAAAUUCCUCCAGUGGUUCAUCCGCGGCGUCCAGCUAGGCUGCUCCGUCCUCAUCCUCGCAAUCUUCUCCUACUUCCUCGCGACCCUCCACAACCACUCUCUCCCGAUAUCGAACUCCAUCCGCGCAGUUGAGGGCAUCUCGGGCGCCGCGACCCUCUACACCCUCGUCGGCCUCCUCCUGCUCUGCUGCCUCGCGGGGCUUGCCUUUACCUCCUUCAUCGCCAUCGUCCUCGACGUCGCCUUCAUCGGCGCCUUCAUCUACGUCGCCGUCGCCAACAAGGGCGGCGCCGGAACCUGCUCCGGCACCGUCAGCACCCCCUUCGGCGACGGCCCCGCCGACGGCGAGCCGACCAACACGGGAAGUGACGGCUGGACUCACCUACCCAGUCUGCGCACGGCUUGUAAGCUGCAGACUGCCUGCUUUGCAGUCUCCAUUGUCGCAAUUUUCUUCUUCAUCUUCUCCAUCCUCGUCGAAGUCGCCCUCGCCCGCCACCACCGCAAGGAGAAACGCUUCGGCCCCAGCCCCAAGAACAACUACACCUCGGGCUCAGGCACCAAGCCCGGCUUCUUCAGCAGCUUCCGUCGCCGCGGCCGCGCCGACCCCGCGACUAACGACAAUGCGCUGCCCAUGCACACCAGCCCCGAUCAGGUCCGCCCCAGCUACGCCACCGAGACCACCGCGGUCGCCCAGGAUGUCGGCUACCCCAAAUACGAAGGCACCUACGGCAACACUACAACGGCGACUGGCGGUGCCAACGGCCAUGAGUACGGUCAUGAGACUGGAACCACGCAGCCGCCCCCUCGACACUACAACGAUGGUGUUUACGACAGAGUUUAG
This is a messenger RNA of Colletotrichum abscissum, 852 nucleotides long. RefSeq lists its product as uncharacterized. The record is from RefSeq and is a predicted model, not a curated record. The transcript has 2 exons. The coding region runs from base 1 to 852 and encodes 283 amino acids. Lineage: Eukaryota; Fungi; Ascomycota; Sordariomycetes; Glomerellales; Glomerellaceae.